This is a messenger RNA of Sinocyclocheilus rhinocerous, 1850 nucleotides long. RefSeq names its product trophoblast glycoprotein-like. Gene Ontology annotation, molecular function: protein binding. Gene Ontology annotation, biological process: negative regulation of canonical Wnt signaling pathway. NCBI's taxonomy places the organism in Eukaryota, Metazoa, Chordata, Actinopteri, Cypriniformes, Cyprinidae. Gene Ontology annotation, cellular component: plasma membrane. Bases 407 to 1603 code for a protein of 398 amino acids. The record is from RefSeq and is a predicted model, not a curated record. The transcript has 2 exons.
AACAAUACUGACUGUCCUCUUCAGUUGAUUUAGCAUUUUAAACCCAACAAAAUUCUUGAAGUGUUUGUGCAUCUUUCUUAACUGCUGUAUAUUUGGGAAUUUAAUGCAUGACAAAGGAAAGAUGAGUGAUGCUAAUAUUGCCUAACAGUGCGGUAUACAUCUUUACAAAGCAAACGCUGCUCUAUAAAUGUUCCUUAUGGCCAGAGAACACACACUGACCCCAGUCCUGUGAAUAGAUGGAUGUGUUGUGUUGUGGAGUGCAUUCAGCUCCACCCACCCUGGCUUCUCCAUCUGAGAUCAGGAGCUCUUUCUAGGUGAGUGUGUUGCUGAGGAGCAUCUACAGCAUGUGCACUUACAGCGAACGCGGUGCCAUCAGACGCUCCGGACCGUGAGCGCGAGCGCUUGGAUGAUGCCGCCGGCUGUGUCGCUGACGCUCGUCUGCGCGAUGUUGUGCGUCUCCGCGUGCGUCGCGUCGUGUCCGCUGCGCUGCGAGUGUUCUGGAGCUCAGCGCACGGUGCGCUGCGCGUCUGCCGCGUUCCUCCGGGUCCCCGCCGCGAUCCCGAGCGACGCGAGCAGCCUGAUCAUCACCGGAAACGCGAUUCACAGACUCGACCACAGCGCGUUCAGCGGACUGCAGAACGUCACACACCUGAACCUGAGCAACAAUGGCAUUAUGGAGAUCGGAUCGCAUGUGUUCUCCUCUCUGCUCACGCUGCGUUCUCUAAUCCUGAACAACAACCAGCUGGUUCUGAUCCACCCCGAGGCGUUCUCCGUGCCUGGCAGCCCGCUGCAGGAGCUCAGCCUGCGCUCGUCGCUCUAUAACUACUCGUCUCUGACCGACCUCAUCACCGCCCUGCGCUGGGGAGAGCUUACAAACCUGCUUCGCCUCGAUCUAUCGGGCAACAGCCUCGUCCUCUUACCCCCGGGGAUGUUCGCUCCUCUGCCGAACCUGCAGCAUCUGCAUCUGCGCAACAACUCUCUGGUGGCCAUCUACAACAGCACGUUCUCUGGUAUCGAGCAACUUCUAGAGCUGGACUUGACUGGAAACGCCUUCAGAACGAUCAGCGACGAGGGUCUGCGUGAGCUGGAGCGAUUCAGUGGGGUGCGUCUGCUGUUGGGUCAGAAUCCUUACGUGUGCACAUGUGAAGCGCAAGAGCUUGCCAACUGGCUAAACAGUUCAAAGGUUAGGGUGGGCGAUGCGGACAGGCUGUAUUGCGAGUUCCCUGCUGCUCUGCGUGACGUGUCUUUGCGGGGUCUUAGCGCGCAGGCGUUGGGGUGUUACGGUGAAGUGCACGAAGAGAUCACCGACUUGUCCCUACAAACUUCCUAUGUGUUCCUUGGAUUAGUGCUGGGAUUCGUAGGCAUGGUCUUUCUCUUUGUUGUCUACCUCAACCGAAAGGGUAUCAAGAAAUGGAUCACAGACAUAUAUGAAGCCUGUCAAAAUGUGCUGGAAGGGUAUCAUCACCGUUACGAGAUCGACUCUGACCCACGACUGGGGCACGUUUCACACGGUCACCAGGGUCGGCCUCAAAUGGACCAGCGUUUGGCGCACAUCUCUACUGACGCCCGUAUCUCACAGAUCCCAUCCGAUGUAACACUAUAACUGUACAAUGAAGUCAUUUCUAUAGAAAUGUUUGUAGAUGCGGUAUUAUGUCCUGAUAUUUCAGUUUGUAGCAAAGUGGUGUGCUUGACAUUUUCUAAAUAGACAUUUAGCGGUUGGCAGAUACCAUUAAUUAGAGAGAUGUGUGACUGGUAACCGAUGCAAUGCCAAUAAAUGCAUGAUAUAAGCUAAUACAAUAUGCAAUUUAAUUGGAAAACAUCCACCAAUGCAAGAAGAGUCAACACAAAAA